Setaria italica (foxtail millet) is the source of this 879-nucleotide messenger RNA. RefSeq names its product myb-like protein H. The record is from RefSeq and is a predicted model, not a curated record. NCBI's taxonomy places the organism in Eukaryota, Viridiplantae, Streptophyta, Magnoliopsida, Poales, Poaceae. The coding region runs from base 1 to 879 and encodes 292 amino acids. Gene Ontology annotation, molecular function: DNA binding. The transcript has 2 exons.
AUGGAUCCCACCAAGACCAAUGGAGAAUGGAGUGCCUCUGAGAUUAAGAUGGUCAAAUCACUCAUCGCUAGGUACAAAGCCAACAAAAAUUACACAGCUGACAUGAACAAGAAGCAUAGUGACAUUAUCAAUGAAGUCCAUGCAAUGUUCCCCUUGAAGGAGAGGCUUCAAGUAAUAAGCUUGUAUGCUGAUCUCAUAGUGGAGAUGAUGCAAAGCACCACCGACAACAGCUCCUACUACUUUGUGGCAGCAAGCAGGGACCUUGUGAACAACAACUUUGAAAUUCCAGUGGAGGAUCCAGCCAUAGACAACAUGAGGGUGUCACAAGCGGUGCCAUUAAGGCAGUCUGCUCCUCGUAUGCAGAGGCUGCGCACCGGAUUUUGGACCAUGCCAGAGCACAGGUUAUUCCUUCGCGGUCUGCAAGUUUACGGCCGUGGCAACUGGAAGAACAUCUCUAAGUACUUUGUCACCACCAGGACACCAGUGCAAGUCUCCAGCCAUGCCCAAAAGUACUUUCGGAGGAUAGGGAAUAAUGCCCACAAGCAACGCUAUAGCAUCAAUGACAUUGGCCUUUACGAUGCUGAGCCCUGGGCGCAGAACAACAAUUCCGACUGGGAGGGGUUCAUCACCAGCGGUGCCUACAACUCAAACCACAUUGGAGCUGGUGGCCAGCAUGCCACUAUGAACAACCUGGCUCAAGUUCAGCCGCCCAUACUUUAUCAUGCCAGCCAAGCCAGUAGCAGCAGCCAGGUGGCCACCUUGGCUAUUGACAAGAAGAUUGGGGCUGCCAGUUCUUCUGUGGCUCUAGUGAUAGAGGGGGCUGGGUCCUCCCAGGCAGCUUGUCUUGGUGAUCAGCUGGGAGAUUUCCUUUCUGACUGA